AUGACUAAUAGAUUUACUGAUUGUUACUCGGAAAAACAAUCUGGACCAAUCGGUGGCUAUUGGAAGUAUCCACUAGUCUCCUUAAAAGACGCAUUAGCUUCUGUUUUGUCGAAAAUUAAUGGAUUGGAUCGGGAUAUCAAAGAAGCUUAUGAUCAUUGUCAUUUUCCAUCAGAACAUGGUCUUACUAAGGAUGAAGCGGCUGCUCUAUUCUUAUACACACUUGAAGCAGUGGAAAUCGACAAUAAUGAUCCAGCAGAAACACCAGCUACUGCAGCCGCAGCGUCAUUGGCAUCGUCAUCAUCAUCGUCAGCCUCAGCUGCAGCUGCAAGUUAUGUACAACCAAAACCACUCACCAAAACUGUUCCCAGAACAGGGAAAGUUUAUUGA
Rotaria sordida is the source of this 387-nucleotide messenger RNA. Lineage: Eukaryota; Metazoa; Rotifera; Eurotatoria; Philodinida; Philodinidae. The record is from the annotation of a GenBank genome assembly.